This is a messenger RNA of Tetrahymena thermophila SB210, 2811 nucleotides long. Its product is annotated as copine protein. Gene Ontology annotation, cellular component: plasma membrane. Lineage: Eukaryota; Ciliophora; Oligohymenophorea; Hymenostomatida; Tetrahymenidae. Gene Ontology annotation, biological process: cellular response to calcium ion. The record is from RefSeq and is a predicted model, not a curated record. Gene Ontology annotation, molecular function: calcium-dependent phospholipid binding. The transcript has 11 exons.
AUGGGAGCUAUCAUAGGUAAAAAGAAAAAGAAGGAUAAAACAAAAAGCAACAUUAAUAAGCUUAACGACUAAGCAAAUUAGCUAAAAGAUGAUUACCAUGAAGAUACAAAUGAUGCUGCUAACUUAGCAAUUGCUAUUUGCAAUAAGGAUGAAUCCAUUAAUGUAGAAAUGCAUUUUUCUUGUGAGCAGUUACCAGCUAUGGAUCUACUUGGUAAAACAGAUGCAGUAAUUUAUGUUGAAGAAAAAGUUGGUGACUAAUGGAUUCCUAAAGGUAGAACUGAAGUCAUUCCUGAAAAUUUAAAUCCUAAAUUCCUUAAAUAUUUUAUCUUUCCUUACAACGUAGAAAAAGUUUAGACAUUUAGGCUUCUUGCUUAUGAUAUAGACAAUUUUGAUGAUAUUGAAGAGUAUAUUGAUGACAAUAAUAGAUAUAAAUAAGAUUAUAUUGGUUCAGUAGAAUUUGUAUUAAGAGAAGUAAUGUGUAGCUCAAAUUACCAACUCUAGAAACCCAUUUUUCAUGAAAAAAAAGAUAACAGAGGUUUCCUUACUAUUAGAUGUAAUGAAUAUGAUGCAGGUGGAGAAAAGAUGUUAUUUCACCUUGGGUGCUCACAAUUUUAAUCUAAAAAUGAAUUAUUCAUUAGAGUAUCUUCUUAAAUUGACGGUAGAACCUAUUAGCCUAUUUACCGUACUGAAAAUUUAAAGAAUAAAAAAAAUUUAGUUCUUUGGAAUGAGUUUGAAAUCCCUUUAUCUAAAUUCGGUAUGGAUGAUAAAGCUUAUUGCAAAUUAGAAGUAGUGGAAUUUUACAAGGAUAAACCUGAAUAGAUUCUAGGAGAAUUUGAAAAUACUCUCAGCUAUUUUAAAGAAAACACUAAAAAAAGGCAGAGAAUUAUAAUUAAUUCUCUAUUUAAAGGAGAAAUCAUCUUUUAAAAUAUAGUCAGCUUUAAGAGAGUGAGUUUUAUAAAUUAUCUUCUCUCUAAUGCUCAAAUAUGUCUGCUAACUGCUAUUGAUUUUACUAACUCAAACAAGCCUUAAACAUCUUAGGAUUCUUUUCAUCGAAGUAUAGACCCUGAUAAUCCAAAUGAUGAAAAUUAGUACUGCAAGGCUUUAAGGUAAUUGAAUGACAUUUUGGAAUAGUUUGAUCAUGAUAAUUUAAUUCCUCUUUAUGGAUUUGGUGCAAAAUUGCCACCAUUUUAUAAUGUGGUUUCUAAUUGCUUUGCACUGAAUGGAAAUUACUUUAAUCCAUUAAUUAAUGGAAGUGAUGGAGUUGUCUAAACUUAUAAAGAAAAAUUUAUGUAUCUUUAGUUUCAUGGACCAACGAUAUUCUCUGAAAUUAUAAAGCUAGGUGCUCAUUAUGCAAAAGCAGAAGCAGUCAGUUAAAAAAAUUAAAAGUAUUAUGUAAUGCUUAUUGUGACAGAUAGUGAUCCAAACGAUUUAGAUUCUAUGAUAGACGAGUUAGUGGAAGCAAGUGCCUAUCCAAUUAGUUAUUUGAUAGUUGGUCUCGGCGAUAACCCAUUUCCUAAGAUGCAGCAAGAACUAAAAGGAACAGGAAAUGAUUAUAAAAUACAUUCUAAAAGAUUAAAUAAAUCUUCUGAAAGAAACAACAUUCAUUUUUUUACUUUUAGUGAAUAUUGUUAGGAUUAAUUAAAGUUAGCUAGAGAAUGCAUGAGAUAUCUACCUUAGCAAUUUUUACAAUAUAUGGAUAAAAGAGGUAUUAUCCCAAUUGAUACAAAAAGAGAUCUCAAAACAGCUAGAACUGAGUAUAUGCGUUUAAAAAUAGACUAGCAUAAAAAAAGAGAUAAAUAAAAAUCACAAAACACAGCAGCUAAAAUUAUACCUGAAAAGUGGCAAACUGCUAUGAAAGAUGAGUUCAAAGAAAAAUUGUUGCAAUUAGGGUACGACGAAGAGAAUGUGAAUUAUUUAAUUGAAUAUGAAAAUAUUCCUGCUCCAGAUCUUAAUUUAUUCAUAGAAAUGCUAAGUCUUAGAAAAGAAGAUUUAAAAUUAAAAAAAAAAUUAGAAAUGAAAGACAAUUACAACCAUAAAAAUUAACUUUCAACUAGAGUAGCUAUUCCCUAAAAAGUAAACAAAGCUGUUUAAAAAAAUAGCAUGUCAAGUAAAGAAAAAGUUGGUUAAAGAGUAUUUCAAGUGGAUGCAAACAAUCAGCUUGAUCUGAUUAUGAAAAGAAAAAAGAAAGAAAUCAGUUCAGUAUAACAAAUAUUCAUUCAAAGUAUUUAAAUUUAGCACGACCCAUAAAAAUUCUACAACUAGCAAAUUAAAGUUAGAAGAAGCCACUCAAACUCAUCAACAAGCAAUUUUCUGUUCCAAAAAAAUGCUUUCUAAAAUGAAAAAAAAUAAUAAGAUGAGGAACAAAUAAACAAAGAAUUAACAAGUGUAUCAGAUUCUGAUUGUGAUAGUUCAGAUUCAGACUUGAAGAGAAAAAGAAAUAAAAAGAAGAAAUAAUUUGCUUUAAAAAAAUAAUAAAAUUAAUAAAAAAUGAAACUAUAAAAUUAGUAAUAGGAUUAAUAAAUAAAUGAAGAAAUGGAGCCGAUAAUUACUAUUUAAAACUCUACCACAAAAGCAAAUGAAUAUCUUGUUUCUUAAGCCUUGUAAAACGAUUUAAAUUUAUAUUUUUAAAACACAAAUUAUUGCUUAAUUUGCAACUAAAAUUAAGUGAAUACAGUAUUUAUGCCUUGUGGUCAUGCAGGAUAUUGCUAAUCUUGUACUUAAGAAAAUUUAUAUGAAGACAUAUGUCCUAUUUGUAAUAGAAAAUUUUAUACCAUAAUGCUUACAUAGUUUGUAGAUGAAAGUAAAGAAUGA